CGUUUUCUUGCUAAUGGUGAAAUAAAUGUGCUUGUACUUAUAUUUGCAAUGUUGUAUCAGCGCAAGGAGCUUUGCAAGCUUCAUGACAAACUGGAGCAGAAAAAGAAAACUCUUUUGGAGACAAUUGCAAACCGAAAGAAGUUCUUGUCUAGCCUCCCUUCACAUCUCAAGUCUCUCAAGAAAGCAUCCUUGCCAGUGCAAAAUCAACUAGGAGUUCAGCAUACUAAGAAACUAAAGCGGCAUCACUCAGCAGAGUUGCUUCCACCACCUCUUUAUGUGAUUUACUCACAGCUGUUGGCUCAAAAGGAGGCGUUUGGAGAAUCUAUUGAUGUGGAGAUUGUAGGAAGUGUCAAAGAUGCUCAAUCUUUUGCCCACAUUCAAGCUCACAAGGACACUGGCAUUUCCACUACUGUAGCGAGUCCGAAAUUGGAAAAUGAUGAACCUGAUGAAGAUGGUCAGAGACCGAGUAAAAGGCCAAGGAGGUUUCAAGGCAAGGAGAGCCUUGACCAAUUGAAUAUUAUAUGUGUCGGGAUCAAAGCAUCUAUUGAUGGUCCUGAGAAUGACAUCUUAAGCAAUUUGUUCCCUGAUGACACAGGUCUCGAGCUUCCUCACCAGUCGGCUAAGCUCUAUGUUGGGGAUGCUGUAAUGUUGUUUAAUUGCGAUAGAACUUCACGUCCUUACAAAUGGGCUCAGCACCUGGCUGGUAUUGAUUUCUUGCCCGAGGUGGCUCCAUUGCUGCUUGCUAGACGUGAAACUCCAGACGGUGGUGAAGGAGCCAAAGGUGAAGAUUUCGUACCGAGCAUUUCACAAUAUCGCCAGCAUAACCGAUUGCAGACAGUUCUGCAGAAAAUUCGUUCAAGGAUAAAAGCACGUUUGGUUCUUCAAUAACAAGUCAUUUUCUUAUAUUUUUACAGUUUUAGAAUAGGAAGUAUCCUCCUGGGUGUUCAUUGAACUGAAAACAAUGCAGUCUGAAAAGCUUGCUUUUGGUCUAUGUUUUGGUUAUAUUAUUGUAACUCACAUCUUAGUUAUUUGGUUUACCUGCUGUAAAUACUUGUAACCUAUAUUUUUUAGGAUUUUGUUUUUUUAUCCCUUUGUUGAAAUUACAUUUUAUUUUGGAGGUCCAAAGUAUCAUGCUUGUAACUGUGGCUUUUGAUGGUUACUACUUCUGAAUAAAAAAUAUGAAUUUUUUUUUUUUCAU
Messenger RNA from Vigna umbellata (rice bean), 1198 nucleotides. The record is from RefSeq and is a predicted model, not a curated record. NCBI's taxonomy places the organism in Eukaryota, Viridiplantae, Streptophyta, Magnoliopsida, Fabales, Fabaceae.